AUGGACUCCCCCAUCACCUCUGUGGAGUCCUUCCGUUUCCUGGGCACCACCAUCACCCAGGACCUCAAGUGGGAGCCGACCAUCAGCUCCCUCAUCAAGAAGGCCCAGCAGAGGAUGUACUUCCUGCGGCAGCUCAGGAAAGCCAAGCUGCAGUUCUACACGGCCAUCAUCGAGUCCAUCACCUCCUCCAUCACCUCCUCCAUCAUCUCCUCCAUCACCUCCUCCAUCACCUCCUCCAUCACCUCCUCCUCCAUCACCUCCUCCAUCACCGUGUGGUUCGCUGGAGCCACAGUCAGGGACAAACAGAGACUACAGUGCAUUGUGCGCUCUGCAGAGGAAGUGAUCGGCCGCAGCCUUCCAUCGCUGCAGGACCUCGACAGAGCGACGUUAGCGAUCUGCUCCCGUUCUUUUCACACGGACGCUGGAGCAGAGAGGGGACCAGCAGGAGCAGAGAGGGGACCAGCAGGAGCAGAGAGGAACAGAGAGGGGACCAGCAGGAGCAGAGAGGGGACCAGCAGAAGCAGAGAGGGGACCCGCAGGAGCAGAGAGGGGACCCGCAGGAGCAGAGAGGAGCAGAGAGGGGACCAGCAGGAGCAGAGAGGGGACCAGCAGGAGCAGAGAGGAACAGAGAGGGGACCAGCAGGAGCAGAGAGGGGACCAGCAGGAGCAGAGAGGGGACCAGCAGGAGCAGAGAGGGGACCAGCAGGAGCAGAGAGGGGACCCGCAGGAGCAGAGAGGAGCAGAGAGGGGACCAGCAGGAGCAGAGAGGAACAGAGAGGGGACCAGCAGGAGCAGAGAGGGGACCAGCAGGAGCAGAGAGGGGACCAGCAGGAGCAGAGAGGGGACCAGCAGGAGCAGAGAGGGGACCAGCAGGAGCAGAAAGGGGACCAGCAGGAGCAGAGAGGGGACCAGCAGGAGCAGAGAGGGGACCAGCAGGAGCAGAGAGGGGACCAGCAGGAGCAGAGAGGGGACCAGCAGGAGCAGAGAGGGGACCAGCAGGAGCAGAGAGGGGACCAGCAGGAGCAGAGAGGGGACCAGCAGGAGCAGAGAGGGGACCAGCAGGAGCCACAUGGAGAGUCUGCUCCAGCGUCCAUGGGAAAAGCACAGAGCUGGUCGCUCGUGUUGCUGAGCCGCUGGAGGUUUGAAAUAGCUGAAGUGGUCAAGCCGGACUGA
Molecule: messenger RNA, 1173 nt
Organism: Knipowitschia caucasica
Lineage: Eukaryota; Metazoa; Chordata; Actinopteri; Gobiiformes; Gobiidae
Source: the annotation of a GenBank genome assembly